AUGGAAGGAAAAGUGAGCGAAGAUGUGGAAGAUUCAAAAAAGACGGCGAUGACGUGGAGAGCGCUGAAGGAGAGCACCGAUCAUCUGACUUUCUACUGUAACAGUUACGACGAAACGACGAACGCGCUGAUGAAGUACCGAGAAAGACUGAAGGAGACCAGAAAGACCGAUAUGCAACUGAUGGAUCAGGUAGAGCUCGAAUCGAGAUUUUUGAUUCGGAAUGCAAUGUUUCAGCUUGUCGACAGAACGAUCGAUUAUGGAACAAAGUUUGGAGAAGUGGGCGUGGCGAUGGACUCGGAAAUCAAGGAGACGCUGACGUGGCUGUUCAAGAAAAUCGGAUGGACACCGAGCAGAGUGCAGGCGAACAUCGGCUACACCGGCUACAUCGACAUGCUCAUCCGUUACCGUGAUCUGAGCAAGACGCUCGACAGAAUUGAAGUUCUGAAAGAGAAAACGUCGGCGGAGCUCGAGGAAAUGGGCAACCAGUGGAAGAAUCUGAGCGAUAUGAACGACAAAAUCGACGAGCUGCAUUACCGCUUCAAACUUGUAAAUGUCGCGAAGAUCCUGGAGUCGAGAGCUCAGAAGGACGACCCGCUUGCCGGCUUCUUCUCUCUUCCCGUUCUCCUUCUCGGCACAAUCUUCCACGCGGAGACCUCUUCGUACUACGCGUCUCUGCUUUUCCGUCUUUGCAAACAGAUUCUCGCAGUGGCGGAAGCUGUGCAGUACGAGAGAGAUUCCCGCAAUCAACCGAUCGUCACCACGAGCAAUGUGCUCAAGGGCCCUUGUCGGAAGCUUUCUGUGACCAGUCUUUACGCUUCAACCCAGGUAAAUACUAAUUUUUCAAAGGUUUCCAUCAAAAUUCGGUCCAGAUUGCCGACGGUAAUGGCGAAGUGCUUGCUCCGGAAGAAUGUAUUCAGCCUAUCGCUAAAGAUAGUACUCUUUGUGUUGUGGAAGCCCAGAACGGAGAGAGCAUCGCGCCGUCUGCCCUCUGCUUGCCAAUUGCUAAAGACAGCUCGAUGACUUUGGUUCAAUAGCCAUUUUUCUUCUCAAAAAUGCACGUUCGUUUUUGUUCAGAAUUCGAAGGAAUCGCCUAAACCGUGUCUGGAAAACGGAUCGCGCGCUCAAGAUAGUACCGACAGUUUGAUGGAAGGCCAGAACGGAGAGAGCAUCGCGCCGUCAACCCUCUGCUUGCCAAUUGCUAAAGAUAGUUCGAUGACUUUGGUUCAGUUUUCAUUUCUCUGCUCAAAACUCCCCUCUUUUGUUCAGACCUCGAAAGAAUCGCCUAAACCUUAUUUGGGAAAUGGACCAGAAUGUGGAGAGAAAAAGAAAACGAAUCAACAGACAAGUCGGAAAUAG
Messenger RNA from Caenorhabditis sp. 36 PRJEB53466, 1356 nucleotides. NCBI's taxonomy places the organism in Eukaryota, Metazoa, Nematoda, Chromadorea, Rhabditida, Rhabditidae. The record is from the annotation of a GenBank genome assembly.